AUGUCAUUGAACAAUGAUGAUUCCGAGUAUGACCCUGUGGCUAAUUUAAACAUGCAACCCGCCAAAGGUAUUCUGAAAUCGACGAAAAGCGUCGACGAUGCUGGUCAAGAUCAUCAACAUGAUGUCAAAGCAGCAAUCAACCAUGCGCCCAAUACGGGAAUGACUCGAUCAGAGAGUAAAAGUCAUAAAAUUCCACAUUUUGACGAGAUGAAUAUCAUCGCAACUUACCAUCCGGCUGAUAAAGACUAUGGGCAUAUGAAGAUCGAAGAACCUAAGACACCGUAUGCGCCAAAUGAUAUUAUCGACGAAGAAGCUGAAUCAGAAACUCCAGGAGUCGAUCCUGCUAAACUCGCUCAAAGAUUAAGUGAAUCAGCACAAUCUUCAACGAAAUUACGCACAGAUCAUAUAACAAGAAGAUCAAUCGAUGAGGAUGUGGAACCGUCAUCUGAUGACAUAGAACAUCGACAAGAAUUCGAGCAUCAUCGCAAGAAACAUUACAACGAAUUCGAAGUUGUUCGUUUGCGUAAAAAGGAAAUCGAAGAAGAACUUCGUGCUCUUGAACGAGAAGAAAAACAAGAAAGUCUUUCCUCAGGUUCUACCGAGCCAGAAAAUGGAAGUGGAGGAAAUGGAACUUUAUCAUCAUCACGCUCAUCUGUUGAUUCGAUCAAACCGAUUCUUGUUCAUCAUCCAUCGAAAGAUUCAACGACACAUCAUCAUCAUGUUCACGUCGAAGAUGAUAAUUCUGACGGACAGAAUUCAACGCCCGAAGAAUUAGAACGAAAAAAACAGUUCGAGCUAAAACGGAAACAGCAUUACAACGAGUUUCGUGCAGCACAUGUCUAUGAAAAUGCAUGA
Molecule: messenger RNA, 855 nt
Organism: Adineta ricciae
Lineage: Eukaryota; Metazoa; Rotifera; Eurotatoria; Adinetida; Adinetidae
Source: the annotation of a GenBank genome assembly